GGCCUGCAGGGAGCAGCCGCGAGCCGGCCGGGCGCGCCGAGCCCGAGCCCCAGCCGGAGCGGGGCGGGGGAGGGAGGAGCCAAGAGCGGCCGCCGCCUCUGCCGGAGGAGCCGCGGGGCCGCCACACUCGCCCCCCGCCCCCCCCCCGCGCUCGCUCGCACUCACACCCGGGCGCUGGAGGCGGGCGGCCCGGGCCCCACCGGCCCCCCAUGGACGCCCCCGGCACGGGGCGCUGAGACCCCCGCGUCGCUGCCCAGCCCUGUCCAGCGCGCCACGCCGAGGGACUUCUGGACGGGACAAGACUCUAAAGCUACUCCCCCAGUCCAAGACACCCCCCACCUCGGACCCAGCUUGCCCUCAGCCCUACCACCUGCCACUCCCUGGCCCCUCUCACCGCCCGCCCCCCUCUUGGGGCACAGGGCAUGGUGUGACAGGCCAAGUGCUGAGGCGGGCACCAUGGGUGCUGUGCCCUAGGGCCUGGGUGGCAGGGGGUGGGUGGCCUGUGGGUGUGCCGGGGGGGCCGUUGUGCCCACCCCAGUCUCUUGGCGUGCUGGAGGGCAUCCUGGAUGGAAUUGAAGUGAAUGGAACAGAAGCCAAGCAAGGUGGAGUGUGGGUCAGACCCAGAGGAGAACAGUGCCAGGUCACCAGAUGGAAAGCGAAAAAGAAAGAACGGCCAAUGUUCCCUGAAAACCAGCAUGUCAGGGUAUAUCCCUAGUUACCUGGACAAAGACGAGCAGUGUGUCGUGUGUGGGGACAAGGCAACCGGUUAUCACUACCGCUGCAUCACUUGUGAGGGCUGCAAGGGCUUCUUUCGCCGCACAAUCCAGAAGAACCUCCAUCCCACCUACUCCUGCAAAUAUGACAGCUGUUGUGUCAUCGACAAGAUCACCCGCAACCAGUGCCAGCUAUGUCGCUUCAAGAAGUGCAUCGCCGUGGGCAUGGCCAUGGACUUGGUUCUAGAUGACUCGAAGCGGGUGGCCAAGCGAAAGCUGAUUGAGCAGAACCGGGAGCGGCGACGGAAGGAGGAAAUGAUCCGAUCACUGCAGCAGCGACCAGAGCCUACUCCUGAAGAGUGGGACCUGAUCCAUGUUGCCACAGAGGCCCAUCGCAGCACGAAUGCCCAGGGCAGCCACUGGAAGCAGAGGCGGAAAUUCUUGCCGGAUGACAUCGGCCAGUCACCCAUCGUCUCUAUGCCGGAUGGAGACAAGGUCGACCUAGAGGCCUUCAGCGAGUUUACCAAGAUCAUCACCCCGGCCAUCACCCGUGUGGUGGACUUUGCCAAAAAACUGCCCAUGUUCUCCGAGCUGCCUUGCGAAGACCAGAUCAUCCUCCUGAAGGGGUGCUGCAUGGAGAUCAUGUCCCUGCGGGCGGCUGUCCGCUAUGACCCCGAGAGCGACACCCUGACGCUGAGCGGGGAGAUGGCCGUCAAGCGGGAGCAGCUCAAGAAUGGCGGCCUAGGCGUAGUCUCGGACGCCAUCUUUGAACUGGGCAAGUCACUCUCUGCCUUUAACCUGGAUGAUACGGAAGUGGCUCUGCUGCAGGCUGUGCUGCUAAUGUCAACAGACCGCUCGGGCCUGCUGUGUGUGGACAAGAUCGAGAAGAGUCAGGAGGCGUACCUGCUGGCGUUCGAGCACUACGUCAACCACCGCAAACACAACAUUCCGCACUUCUGGCCCAAGCUGCUGAUGAAGGUGACUGACCUCCGCAUGAUCGGGGCCUGCCACGCCAGCCGCUUCCUCCACAUGAAAGUCGAGUGCCCCACCGAACUGUUCCCCCCACUCUUCCUCGAGGUCUUUGAGGAUCAGGAAGUCUAAAGCCUCAGGCGGCCAGAGGGUGUGCGGAGCUGGUGGGGAGGAGCCUGGAGAGAAGGGGCAGAGCUGGGGGCUGAGGGAGGCCCCCCACCCCUCUUCUCUCCUUCCUCUCGUCCUCGGAUAGAUUCAGCUCCCACACACACCCCUGCACUGCCCGUCCCUCCUCAGAACCUCCAGCCCUGGGACAGGGCAAACACAUGAACUUGCUAUGAAAAGGACAGUGUGGGAGGCUGGGGGACCGUGUCCUGCAGUUCGCAGGACCCCAUCCUCUACGAAGGUAGGGGAAGGGAGGGAGAACUAAGAGGGGACAAGCCAUCUUGACCGUAGGGGAUGGAGGAAUGGGGGGUGGGGGGAAGAUGCCCUCAACUCAGCCCCUACACACACACAAGAGAGAGCCCCCCUGCCCAGUUCCUUGACCGAAGUUCCCCCUCCAGGCUAAGAGCCUCUCUGCUCCCCCAGAUGCCUGGGUGCAAAGAAAGGCUUGGCUUGGCUCCUCCCCCCCCCCCGGAGGUUAAAAAUUAGUCAUUCUAACUGCACUUUGGAAACCAGGCAAGGGGAGAAGAUAAAUGAAGAAAAACUAGACAGAGAGAAAAAGAAAAAAAAAGAGUGAGCGACUGAGAGAGAGAGAGAUGAUAUUAAGUUAUUAACCGAGGCUGGCCCCCUACCACCCCGAAGCACUUUGAGAGCUGCCCCUCCUCCCCCCAAAUCAGAGAGAACUGCCCCCCAUACCAGGUCCCCGAGGGUAGGGCUGCCGAUCAGAGCUGUGAGUUAACACAACAGGGUCCUGGCCAUCCCUCCUUCCUUGCCCCUCCCUCUGUGCCCCUUCGGCACCCCCCCCCAGCCCAGUGCUCCCUCUGCUCUCUGCCACUCGUGCCCGCUGAGUUCCAUCUACCUCUCACGCUGGAUGCCAGCUGGCCCCUCACCAGCCUGCCCUGCUGCCCACACAGCUCCCCUCUCAAGUGCCCAGCCCCAGGGGCCUCUCCCUGCCCCCCCCUCUCCUUCACACCUUGGCACCCACACAGGAAAAACUGUGGCUCCAACUUCUGCCCUCCUCACAUCUGCAGUAUUAGCUACAAUCCAGAUGCUGCUGCGCUGGGGGAGGGGGCGGGGGGGCGGUGUGCGUGAGCUUCUCCCAGAGCCUCCACCCCCUUAGGACCCUGUCCCCGUCUGUCUUCUGGGCUCUCUCUAACCUCUGCCCUCUUCCCCACUCCCACUCAAUGCACUAACCCAGAUUCGGGGCAGGCAGGCACCAGAAUGGGGGUGCCUAGACAAAUGGCACUUAGUUGGGGCCCCAGGGGCGGGGGCGGUUGGUGCUCCUUUUUUCUUUGAAGCUCUUUAGGCCAGCCGCCCCUCUGCCCCCAGGACCCCUUUCCCCUCUUCUUUUCUCUAAUUCAGGGACUUUGGCUUGAGCCACCUCCCACCCUCCUGGUGAGGAGUGCUCUGUUGGUCUGCACUUGGGUGAGCUGCCCUCCUCCCCUUCCUAUUGGCUACUGCCCGCUGCCCACUCCACAGGGGAGAGAGGGAGGGAGGAGGUAGCCCUCCCAUGGGUGGGGGGAGGAGG
This is a messenger RNA of Odobenus rosmarus divergens (Pacific walrus), 3372 nucleotides long. RefSeq names its product thyroid hormone receptor, alpha (gene THRA). NCBI's taxonomy places the organism in Eukaryota, Metazoa, Chordata, Mammalia, Carnivora, Odobenidae. The coding region runs from base 582 to 1814 and encodes 410 amino acids. Gene Ontology annotation, molecular function: RNA polymerase II cis-regulatory region sequence-specific DNA binding; nuclear receptor activity; zinc ion binding. The transcript has 9 exons. Gene Ontology annotation, biological process: thyroid hormone receptor signaling pathway; negative regulation of transcription by RNA polymerase II; positive regulation of transcription by RNA polymerase II. The record is from RefSeq and is a predicted model, not a curated record.